UCGCAGUUUUAUCUUUAUGUUCUUACGUCAAACAUUGUAAGUCGCGUUGUUUGUGGAAGACGAUACGAUUUUGAGGACGAGAAAUAUCACCAAGUUUUAAUCAAUCUACAAAAAAUUUUGGGUGACGCGAAAGAUGCACCGUUCACACUUCUCAUUGAUUUUUUUCCUGGUCUUAAACACCACCUGCUUUGGUUUCGUGGGGCUAAUAACAGGAUGAUCGAACGAAUAAAAAACUGGUUAGAACAUAGUAAAGAUCACGUUGAAGAACACAAGAAAACCUUUGAUAAAAACAAUCUUCGCGACUUGAUUGACUCAUUUCUACACGAACAAGCAUAUGGGAAAACGGAAAACAAGAACGUAUAUACAGAGGAAGAACUGAUUGUUAUCGUCCGUGAUCUAUUUUCUGCUGGCUCUGAAACCAGUAGUAACUCUAUACUGUGGAUAUUGAUAGUUCUACUGCAUCAUCCACACCAUGCAAAAAAAUGUAUACAAGAAAUCGACGAUGUUAUGGGUCCCAAUGGAGCUCCAAGCAGCCAACAUAGGGAAAAGAUGCCGUUUACUUGCGCGGUGAUUCAAGAGACUUUUCGAUACAGAACUGUUGCCCCAAUUGGAUUACAACAUUAUGCACAAGCUACUGUCGAAUUAGGUGGUUACGUUAUUCCUCAAGGAACAAUGGUUUACUCCAACAUUUGGGGAGUUCACAACGACCCGGUAGCUUGGCCAAACCCUUCUGAGUUUGACCCGUACAGACACAUAAACAAAGAUGGAAAAUUCGUUCCCAGUAACAAUAUAAUGACAUUUUCAAUUGGACCACGCAGUUGCCCGGGAGAGGCCUUGGCAAAAUUGGAAAUCUUUAUGUUUGUCACAAAAAUUUUGCAAAAGUUUAAUGUCAGAGCAUCUCCUAAUAACCCGCCGUCUUUGGAUGGUGUUAACUGCCUACAGUUUACUCCAUUAUCGUGUGAGGUUAUUUUAACGGAGCGCUGACUUGUAUUGGCUGAUGCGUCGUAUACACAUUGCAUAAUUUGUACAGUCUGCUUUAAAGAUGAAUUCUGUGAUAAAAUGUACAAACUUUUGGAAUUCGCAAAUCCUGCUCUAUGGGAGUCGUAAGGAUAUAGUUCUAUAAAUAUUUAAAUAUGUUCUUUGUUUACUGGUAAAUGGGAAGCGAAAAUAAAGUUAAAAUUUUGCAUCUUCCCCCACCCUACUGUACCUAUUCAUUAUUUAAU
This is a messenger RNA of Ciona intestinalis (vase tunicate), 1223 nucleotides long. The record is from RefSeq and is a predicted model, not a curated record. NCBI's taxonomy places the organism in Eukaryota, Metazoa, Chordata, Ascidiacea, Phlebobranchia, Cionidae.